Osmia lignaria (orchard mason bee) is the source of this 2925-nucleotide messenger RNA. It is a transcript of the gene Eb1, whose product is annotated as microtubule-associated protein RP/EB family member 1. Gene Ontology annotation, molecular function: microtubule binding. NCBI's taxonomy places the organism in Eukaryota, Metazoa, Arthropoda, Insecta, Hymenoptera, Megachilidae. The record is from RefSeq and is a predicted model, not a curated record.
CGAAUAAAAACUCGCCGCGAUGGUAAUAUUGGACACGUUGUGAGCUAGGGUUAAAUAUUUAUCUCCUUCGUUAACGGGUAUCGCGAAUUCUUCGAUUUUGAAUGUAUGUACAUAUCUCAGAGCAACGAACUCGCGUACCGGCUGAAAUCUCUAGAGCGCGGUUGUAGUCGUUUGUUAAUUCUUUUGACAGACGCGUUGAAAUUGUUGUUGCUACGUGGUUAGUCCAACGGAAUAGCUUUAUCGGUUACGCGGUAAAAAUAGAUGCUUUAUAAAGAAAAAGGGUGAAAAAGGAAAAUAUCCUCGCAAGUAUCGUAGGAUUUUUUUCUGCAUCCUCCAAUCGUUAUUGAAGGAACCGUUAGAAGUUUCCGUUGUGUGCGCAUUUGAACGAUCUAGUUAUACAUUUGUCAUCUGCGUGCGGGAACCACUCCCGAUUGGUGUUACGGUGUUCCCACGAUAUUCGUUGCUGACUAAGGAGAAGAUAACAAUAUGGCUGUUAAUGUAUAUGCUACAAAUGUGACAACCGAAAACUUGAGCCGGCAUGAUAUGCUGGCUUGGGUGAAUGACUGUCUGCAAUCGUCUUUUACCAAAAUUGAAGAACUAUGUACCGGAGCUGUUUAUUGUCAGUUUAUGGAUAUGCUCUUUCCUGGAAGUGUACCAUUGAAGAGGGUAAAAUUCAAGACCAACCUCGAGCAUGAAUAUAUACAGAAUUUUAAAAUCUUACAAGGUGGUUUUAAAAAGAUGAAUGUAGAUAAGGUAAUACCAGUGGACAAAUUAGUAAAAGGCCGCUUUCAAGACAAUUUUGAGUUUUUACAAUGGUUCAAAAAAUUCUUUGACGCAAAUUACGAUGGCCGCGAGUACGAUGCUUACGAGGCUCGUGGCUGUGUACCAUUGGGUUCUGGUGUUGAUGGGACGCAUAACUUGUCAAAUCCCCAGUUGGUACCUUUACCUCCUCAAUCAAAGCAGAUGCAAAUGCAACAAAAGCAUAUUCAACAACGUAAUAUUGUCCCUCGCCAACAGCAGGGUAUAGCAACAUCGUUUAACAAAGCACCAGCCCAUCGUCCACAAGUAAAAACGGGAGGCAUUGGAAAUCGUGGGGAUCCUGGUAAAGUCGAGGAACUCAGUGCACAGUUGAUGGAAUUGAAAAUGUCCCUGGAAGGACUGGAGAAGGAAAGAGAUUUCUAUUUCGGAAAAUUACGCGAUAUUGAAGUUAUGUGCCAAGAUUGUGAUAACAAUGGAGAUCCACCACCAAUAGUACAGAAAAUCUUGGAAGUCCUUUACGCAACGGAGGAAGGAUUUGCACCACCCGAAGAAUUAGAAGGGGACGGACUCGCGCCAGACGAAGAGGAAGAAUACUAACUUCAACCUUUUGUACAAUCAUUAAAACGAAAAAACCACAGCAAAUUGUCCAAGUGCGUUUCAGUUUAUUAUGUUUGCGAGCCAGUAUAUACUGGGAUAAUUAAUAAACUACAGUAUCAGUUGCAUAAUUAAUAAACCUACUUUGUAUAGCUAUUUAAGCAUUUGCGCCUUCAUUUUUGUUACAAAGUUUUCACCGAGGUUCGCACGUGAUUAGGAUAGAAAAAUAUCAGGAAAUAAUGCACUUGAAUAACUUGUAUCCUAUUGACAGGUAAUUAUUAUUAAGAAAGGAACAAAGUUAGCAGUCAUAGGUCUUUAUCGUAAUGCGAAAUAACGGUAGAGUUCUGAACAUCGACAAGUCAUUAAAACUACGAAGAUUAUAAGAAAUGAAAUGUUUGGACGGUACUCUGAGUCCAUUUUGUUAUACAGUGAAGUUAUGUUAACUAUGUUUCAUUAAUGUGUGAAUGUUUUUUCGUUUGUAAAUGCACUGGUUUUAUUACCGAUGUUUUCGGUUUGUCCUUUCGUACCUCGUUGUAGUUUUCUCGAAAAUUGUAGACAUGUUAAAUCCAAUGUAUUUUAAUUCACUUAUCUUGUGCAAUCGUGCAACAAAGUGAAUGAUUACGACCGAUUAUUUGUCACAAAAUGUACUGAUUUUUCCUGUUGCAGAACGAUAAUGUAUGCCAAGUUUAUCUUAAUGCGCAAUUAAAUUGAAUUUUACAAGUUUUAUAUUCACCUUAUUUUUGUUUCUCUUAAUUUUAGACUUUGCGUGAGAACACAUUUUGUCGCAUAAUUGUACAUUUGUAGGAUGCGAUUGUGGUUUUCAAAUUGAAUCAAGCGGCGAUACGCGUACGUGUUUCAAAAAAAUUAUUAUUCGACGAGUAAUCGCUUCUGUUCCCAUAAUUGAAUGAAUUCUGGAGAUGCGAAAGAUUGCUAGAUUUGAUUCAUUGAAACACGCUGUUCGUUUUAAGAAUAUCUUCGCAUCUUCACGAUCCGUCUUUCAGAAUAAGAAUGGCCUUAACGCAGCGAUGAACUUGAGACGAGAAAAACAGAGGAAUACUCGAAUUAUUUAGUGAACCAAAACGCAAACUGUAUUUCCAACAUGUUUGUUAAUCGCCUUUCGAGCAAAAGCGAUGCAACGCGAAAGAUAAGUGAAAAAAAGGAGAAAAUUUGUAAAAUUGUAUGGACGAGAAUGAGUGAGAGACAACGAAUGAAAGAUCUAACACGUAAGCAAUAAUUGUACGAUUAUAAUUUGCUACGUGUCUAUGAUGAAUAUGCGUGUUCUCUGAAGUAAUCGGUUCUCAAUCAUGAAUAAAUUAUACAUAAAUCUUUUUUUCUCUUUAGAUUCUUAAGAGUAAAUAGAAUAUGAAUAUUAAGGCAACGAUUAUCGUUAUUAUUGUUUUACUAGGAUCGCGUUACGUGUAAGCAACUUUCAAAGAUAGAGAUACAACGCGUUCUAAACUGCGCUAUGUUCAUUGCUCUAUAUGUGCGUAUACAAAUGCGUUUCCUCGCGCGAAUGUGCUUCAAAAUUGAAAUUCUAAUGAUGAGGUAAUAAACGUUUAAUAGGAUAUUCAA